This is a messenger RNA of Vigna radiata var. radiata (mung bean), 803 nucleotides long. RefSeq lists its product as uncharacterized. The coding region runs from base 72 to 584 and encodes 170 amino acids. The record is from RefSeq and is a predicted model, not a curated record. NCBI's taxonomy places the organism in Eukaryota, Viridiplantae, Streptophyta, Magnoliopsida, Fabales, Fabaceae. The transcript is spliced from 3 exons.
AAGUACAGAGACCGGAAAAAGAAAGAGGAAACAACAGAGUAAAAUGGAACAAUCCAAACCCGGAACUUCCCAUGGAUGCUACCGAAUCGCAAACGGAUUUGCAGAACCGACCCGGAAUCUUCAUCAUAGGAUCCUCAAACGUUGGCAAACGCACCAUCAUAUCUCCUUUUCAUUAUUAUGGAAGUCAACAUGCGAUGAAGCGAAGACUGAAACAUCAAAUGGCAGUUUACUUACUCAAGUUAGAGAGGAUGGUUCUGCUUCGGCCCCUUUUUCAUCAACCUGAUCCUGGAAAAGCAUACCGCUCAGAAGUUAACGAUGAACUUGGAGGAGAGCUACCUGUGCGUGGUGUGUUUCGCGAAAAAUGGGUACACAUUUUUUGUUUGAGGGCUCGUGAUUUAGUGUUGGAAUUUUGGGCAAACAGUGGAUGCGUGAGUGUUUCAUCCAGAAAUUCGUUAUUGUUCGAGUGGGUGUGCGAGUGUUGUUGGGACCUUCUGCAUGUGCGUUUGAAAAAGGUUGAAGCACGAGGUGUGGGACCAUAUGUUGUUGGAAGCACAACGUUGAAGCAUGUGUUGAGUGGAGGUUAACCUGAACAAAGGUUAGUUUUUGUGGUUUAUUUUCUUACUUUUUAUAGUUGGAAAAGUAUAAUAUUCGAUUGUGGUCCCCCAUGGUUUGGUCGGCAUUCUCGAUUGCGUUUUGGUGGUCCCGUAUGUAUGUUUACAGUUAUUUGAGUCUUUGUGUGUGGCUUUUGUUAUUGUUUUAAUAUAUUUUUUUUGUCGUGAUAUUGUGUUGUGCGUGUAGAUUUA